Messenger RNA from Clonostachys solani, 3735 nucleotides. The record is from the annotation of a GenBank genome assembly. NCBI's taxonomy places the organism in Eukaryota, Fungi, Ascomycota, Sordariomycetes, Hypocreales, Bionectriaceae.
AUGAUUGUAAAGUGCGACGGGAACUAUCCCACUUGCUCUCACUGCGAGAGAGCCAAGGUUCAGUGCGUUGGUUUGGAUCGAGGCUCGGAGAUCGAGGUUCCUCGCAGUCUCGUUUACUACCUAGAAGAACUUGUUGCACAGCUGGAGCUUGAGCGAGGGCGUCUGGCGAGCAAUCGACCAGGGUCUGAGGGCACAACAUCGCAAUGUAAUGAUAUUCAACCGGACCCAUCGCUCUUCUCGAUUGAAACAACAUCAGCAGAUAAUUUCAAGACUGCUUGUAAACUCGCAGCUAUCACAGCCAAGGAGAGCGCACCCGCGUGCUCUAUAGGGAACAGACCGCGGCAUGUCUUGCCGUACCACAAAGCCUUCUUCAUGAGCGCCGAACUCCCUUUCCCCCUUGCCUUUGGGAGUCACCGGACAAUCGAUGUACCCAACCCAUCCAAUGGAUCAAGCUUCACUCAACUCCCAGACGAAGUUGCAGACAAACUCAUGGCUGUCUACCUCAAUCGCAUAUCGCCUCAGUAUCCAAUCUUUUCGAGAGAAGACGUGAACGACAUAUUCCAGCGCUUUAAACUGUCUGCAGAUAAUCCUCAGAUGGUAACAUCGGACGAGCGUUUCAUCAUAUGGAUUAUUAUGGCUAUAGCUGUCCUCUCGUCUACUGCUGACGACUAUCGAAAACUGGCCUCAGUUGCCGAGUCGCUGCGUCGGAAUGCCUUUAGCCAUUUUGACUUCGGGGUUCGGUCUAAUCAUGUGACAACUACUACGAUCCGGCAGCUACUGCUCUUGUUGCAGUACGGAUUUCUGCUUCCAUCCUCUACCAACCUGUGGCAAAUAGCUGGCGAUGCAAUGCGAAUCGCGGUAGGGCUGGGCUUACACCAAGAUACUCCUCCCGAGUGUGGCUUUGACGAGGAGACGGCUCAGUCGCGCAAGAAGUUGUUUUGGACACUUUACGCUUUUGAGAGAUCAAUCGCCAUCACGUCCCACCGUCCGUACGCUAUUGCCGGCGACCAGAUUCACACGUCUUUUCUCGUCUCCCAAGACGUUCCGGAUACAACAGACGAUACAAGUGGGAAGACACCGUAUAUAAGAUUCUUUGAUCGCCUGGAAUUUCUUCGCAUACAGUCGGAGAUAUGCUCAGUGAAUAUUGGAAUGCGGCCUCUGCCAAACUUGCAUCUGACCCACGAAGCUUGGAUUGCUGGCACUGAGAGAAGGAUUUCUGAUGCCAUGGCUCAUGCGGUCGAUCCUGACUGGCGCAUGUUCAUGUGCAGACACGCUACCCUGCUCCUUCAUAUGCCUUGUGCGCGUAAUCCCACACCAUGCGGCCGCUCCAUCCUGAAAUAUUUUGAUGCGGCCGUUUGUACGGCCAGAGCCUACUGGGAUUUGAUCGAGUCGAACAACUUGGACUGUCCCUGGCAUGCAACUCACCAUUGCUAUGAGGCAGGGAACCUAAUCCUCUAUAGUCUGUGGCAUUUUCGCGACCUCAUUAAAGGGCACUUUACGACCAAUCAAGUCUUUGAAGUUGUUCACCAAAUAUCUGGAUUCUUCAUACUUGUUGCCACAAGAUGGGCGGCAGCUCAGCACUGCGGUUUACUUUUCGACCGACUACGAACAGGGGCUCUGAGCUUUUUCAGGGACGAAAGCACUUCUGACCCUGAGCAAAGCUUCGAAGCCCGGCAAUUGAGGGAGCUUGUCUUUAGGGAAAAUGCUGACCUUCUUUACGCCCGCGAACAGCCUUCACCGUCAGCAAUAGGUCCGUCGACAUUUCCGACCGUCUUCCCCGAAUUCGAAAUUGACCAGCUGUUUGUCGAAAAUAAUACUGACUUUCUAAACUUUCUGCAUCUUUCGGAUGAUGUUCCCGUGUUUGAUGAGUCUUGUCCAGAGGACUUGGAAAUGGACGUGGAGCACUUCGACCUUCCGCUGGCUCCCCAGAGUCCUAGCUUAGACGAAUCCAACGAGCCAAAGAAAUUGAUGUUUGAUGAAGCUCAGUUUCGGGCACUUUUGCAAAAGAUUCCGGUUUGCUCACAUUGCAAGAGACGACGCAUAAAAUGCGAUAUGAAGCUUCCUUCCUGUGCCAAUUGCACCAAGUUGAACAGGGAGUGUUGCUAUUGGGACCGGGCAUCGGGUGAAGAGACAUCUCGCAACCAUGUUCACGCCUUGAAACUUCACGCGGAAAAUCUCAUGAUCGAUAUCAAGGAACUUCAGCGCCCCAUCUUUGUCUCAGAGGCAUCAAGAGCAGCCCAUGUUCUAGGGACGCUUGUUAUGGCACAGCCAAAGAUGGCAAUCAACCAGCCACGCUAUCCCAACAUCUUAUCCGGGGGAUCGUUGGAUCCAGCUCCUGAAAAUGAUAUUGCACCAUAUCCACUCUUCUUUGGGCGCACUAGUUCGUUUGCUCGUCUAGUAAACACAGUUGGACGGGCAAGCCUUUUAUCGAAGGACCUCGGAAUCGCGACAUCUACUAUCUGGUCUCCCGCACCCUCUGAGACUCUAUGUAGCUCUAUAAUCCUCAACGUGGCAACCGGCAUGCCUCCUGACGAAGCCAACAAUCUUGCGUGGCACUAUUAUCGAUCGAUCGAAUUGAUCUAUCCUAUCCUAGGCCAGGACCUGCUUCGCCAGACGCUGGACCUCGCCUACAGUAGUCCUAGCAACAGUACAACCGGAAAAGGAAGUUUGGUUCAUGUCCGUCUCUAUUUGGUUCUCGCUAUUUCCCUGUCGUUGAUUGGCGGGAAAGACCAACGGCUACAACUAAUAGCAGAUGCGUACUUUGCCGAAGCAGUAUCUACUGGGAUCUCGGGAGACUACUUUGUCUUUCCAACAACAGAGGCUUUGCAGCUGGUGCUCUUGCUGUGCAUAUACGCAUGGAUGUGCCCCAGUGCUAUGGAUAUCUGGAGAUUGCUGGGCCACGCAUCGCGGAUGUGUCUAGAUAUCAUGGAGGUGCAUGGUUCAGAUAAGACACGUUCCUCCACUGCGAGCGAGCUUUAUCGCACGCUGUAUGCACUGGAGAACCAAGUAUGCAUCUCCCUCGGGAGGCCGCAUCAACUUCCUGAUGGGGAUGAACCGCCUGGAUGCUCUCCUGAUGCAGGUCCCAUGACCGUAGGUGAAAUACCGUCAAUGGUGUAUAAGCUCUCUCGCCUUCAGUGCCGACUCCAUCGAGACGCCAUUGGUCAUCCUUCGGGUUGCGAGAUCCCGGAUCCUACAUUAGAGUGUUCUCCAUGGUUAACAUCUUGCGUCGGCGAAGUCAAGGCCUGGCUUGAGAAUUGGAAUGCAGGAGUCGAGACGCUCUGCCAUGUGUUCCCAUCACCAUACAAAGGCGACUUGAAACCGUUGCUGAAGUAUUGGGGCGUGUCUCAGUACUUCCAAGCUGUCCUUCUAGCCAAGGUAGUAGCAGACCAACGAGAGGAAGCUCUUAUCUCGAGCGAAGACGAGCUGGGCGCUUGCAAAGAGUUGUUAUAUGCCAUUGACACUCUCUGUCAAGGUUCGACCCCAUCAAUUAGGGGUUCUCUGCCUCCCAGCACGUUGUCACAAGUCUUUCCUUGGACAUGGACCCAUUCCCAUUUGUUAUACACUGCUCUAACGCUACUGCUACAGUAUAUGCAGGACAGCCAGGUACCCGAUAACGAGACGCGGCGGCUCUUCCACACUAAUGUCGAACGGUUGGUAUCUUUGGAGCAACUGGGCAGCCCAGGCGCGACGGGUCUUGCCAGUUGUCUCAACAAGUUAAUUCCGCAAGAUCACUGA